UACCCUUCCUCCAUUUUGAUGAAGCUACUGCAGCAUUCAUUGGCAGUGUACAUUUCCGGGUUAAAAACACUGGUUGAACACUCAUCACUGCUUUAGCAAAUCGUUGCAGCAAUUGAAGGGACGUGAGCUCGAAUGCUAGCGAAAUGUCAAUGGCCAUCUUAAAACGCAAACACACUGAAGAUGAGGGAACUGAGAGCUUCUUACAAACUCAAGUGGUGACUGAGUUUUAGUCUAUCUAAGAACACUGCACACCCAAAAGACUUGAGAGGGUCAGAAUGCCAAUUCCACCCCCUCCCCCUCCACCCCCCGGGGGUCCCCCUCCACCCCCCACCUUCAGCCAGGCCAACACCACCCCACCCAAGCUGAAUCGAGAUGAGGCCAAAGGCAGAGGUGCACUACUCUCUGACAUUCACAAAGGCGCCAAGCUGAAGAAGGUCGGCGUGGUCAAUGACAGGAGUGCACCGGUUAUAGAAAAGUCGAAGGGGGGAGGCAGCAGAGGCUUGUCAGGGGCCGUUCAGCCAAUGGGAGGCCUUUUCCAUGGAGGUGUGCCAAAAUUACAACCAGUUGGAGCCCUGACACCUCCCGGCACGCACUCCUCUGCCCCCCGACCUCUGGGACCGGCUGUUCACCCGAACGAUGCGGACGUCCCAGCCCAGCAGGCCUCUUCCCCGGAGCACUCCCGCUCCCAGAGACCCUCCCUCCCCGACCUGUCCCGCCCCCUCAGCGGAGGCAGCCCUAACAGCGGCAUGAAGCACAGCUCCUCCGCGCCACCACCUCCACCCCCGCUGUCUCGCCGGGGCAACGCUCCACCCGCCCCGACUCAGAAGGCAGCCCCGGUCACACCCUCCUACAACCGGGAGAAGCCGCUCCCGCCAACGCCCGGACAGCGGGGUGCGUCCCCGGCCCCGGUCCGUGACAACGCCCCCCCUCUGCCCGUUAAGCCACCCGCAUCUCCCAACAACAACCGGCGUCCUCCAACGUCGGGGGGCUCCUCUUCCUCCCUGGCUCCGCCUCCUCCGCCGUACCGCCAGGCUAUGACCAACGGACCCUCCAGCCCAGUGAACGAGGCCGCCCCGGAACUGCCCCAGAGACACAACUCCCUCAGCAAGAGGCCAUCGUCCGGACCGGGUCACACUCCGACCCGAGGCCCGGCUCCACCGCCGCCUCCCUCCCCUUCUCCUUCAGGCGGACGCCCACCACCUCCAGCCCGCGAGCCCCCCGGGAGAGGAGCAGCUCCACCCCCACCUGGGUCGACUCAACGAAAUGGGGGUCGGGAUGCCCCUCCUCCACCACCACCCCCCUUCAGAGGUAGCCCCUCAGAGCCCCAUAGCCGGGGAAAACCUCCCCCUCCUCCUCCCUCUCGUACCCCUGCCGGACCCCCACCCCCUCCCCCACCUAUCCGCAAUGGACAUAACUCCAUUUCCCGCUCCUUCGUAGAUGACUUUGAGUCCAAGUAUUCUUUCCAUCCUCUUCAUGACUUUCCUGCACCGGAGGAGUACCGCCACUUCACCAAGAUCUACCCCAGCAAAGCAAACCGAGUGAUGAUGGGAGCUCCUCCUGCGCCGCCUGUGGGAAGGUGAACACUGAGACCACAUCCCUUCUACUGCACAGGAGACCAGGGUUCUACAUUAAUGUCUAUAAACACACUGUACUUUCUCACCUAGGGCCUACACAUAUAUAUACACACAUACACGAACACACACUUCAUAUUAACAUGUACCUACAUGCACCUCAAUUGACAACAUUCCAUCUCGCUUAAACCCCACAACCAUUCGCUCACAUGCUCACACUUGAACGGCCCAGCCGGGUCUUUUGGGUUUAGGGAGGAACAGGUGUGCAUUUCACCUCUGAAGGAAGGGAGGGAUGUUAGAGAAGUGCUACAAUUAUGUUUUAAUUAAUUCUGUGGCCGUAUCACUCCAUUUGAAUUUGGGUGUUGGCGGUUUACCUCUGCCAGGGUGAACUAGCCUUUUUAAUAGAGGGAGGCAGACUAACGUACCCUUUGACAGUGCUCCCAGGCUUUUGUGGGUGGACAACACUUUUCCUCUCCAUGCCACACAGACUUUGUCAUCAAAAUGGACAGACUUCCUCUCUUAUCAGAGUAUGCAUUGUGAAGGCCAAUAUCACCAUGGAAACUAGAGAACACCAGUUAGUUUUCUACUUGGAAGACAGAACACCAAACACUAUUGGUGCCAUAGCCUGGAGGCUCUAACGCCAUUGACUCUUAUGCCUGGCGGUUCUAACACCAGUGACUCUCCAGCCUGGCGGUUCUAACACCAGUGACUCUCCAGCCUGGCGGUUCUAACACCAGUGACUCUCCAGCCUGGCGGUUCUAACACCAGUGACUCUCCAGCCUGGCGGUUCUAACACCAGUGACUCUCCAGCCUGGCGGUUCUAACACCAGUGACUCUCCAGCCUGGCGGUUCUAACACCAGUGACUCUCCAGCCUGGCGGUUCUAACACCAGUGACUCUCCAGCCUGGCGGUUCUAACACCAGUGACUCUCCAGCCUGGCGGUUCUAAAACCAGUGACUCUACAGCCUGGCGGUUCUAACACUAAUGAUUCUACAACCUGGUAGUUUUAACACAAAUUACAUUCAGUCCAUUACUAAGUGUCUAAAUGUGAUUUACUUUUGGGGACCACACUGCUUAGGUUCCCCUGUCGAUGGAGGGAACUGACAUUGACUGAGAAUUCUCUUAAGUACAUGAUUUACAGCACAGAACUUUGCAGAAGCAGACCAUGUUGGACUGUAGUUAUUGCAGGUUUUCCCCAGAAGUGCCAGCGGAAACGGGACAGGGCAGAACUGAAGAGUGAAAAGCCCACAUCCUCCUUUCUGUUCCCCUUUUGCUAGGUUGUCCUAGUUUCUCCGAUGAUUGGUUGGAAUGAUGGACUUUGACAAAGCUCUCUGAGGCUGUUAGCAGUAAUACACAUCUGUAUAUUUGACACUUUGACAUUUGUUGGACUCCCUCCCUCCAUCCAUACUCAGAAAAAACUAACAAGAUGCAUGUUGUCAUCCCACCCCCCAAUUUCCGUCUUGGGUAAAACGCAUGAGGGAAAGCGUGUUGGUUUUCCUAAAUGCGAAGCAAACCAAGUAUUACGGUACCUUUAACGCUAGUCAGGGUGACUGAAACCGUUUCACAGCCACUGAUGCGAACACCACAACCCUGCUGGCUUAAAUGACAUGGAACUUUUAAAAUCCACUGCAUGCUGCCGGAUGCUGAAACACUCGCGUACAUUAACACUAAAACACCCAACACCCAGCCAAUGAGGCAGCACACUACUUGAAGCAAUCCAAGAGUUUAUUUUUUUAAUUAUUAUUGUUGUUAUUUUCUGUUUUUAUCCAUUUAUCUAACUUUGUGUUUUUGAAAAUUAAACAUAUGCUUUCGAAAAACUGUACUCCACAGGAUAAAGGCUGUUGAUACCUGAAGUAUCCACAUAUGGUGCCAUUAUUUGGGACAUAGAUGUUGGGUAUUAUUGAUUUGGAUGAUAUUGAGAGAGGACACUCCUGUAUGUAGUCUGUGUACACAUUGUGCCAAGGGUUGAAUGGCCAAGCUAACUGCAGACUUGUACGUCCAGUUUUUUGUCAAGGGGUGUCUUGAAGACGCUAUGCCUGACAUUCUGUUUGGUUUCUUCAAGGCCUGUGAUUGGUUCCUGUUAACUCCUCCCAGAAAUAUCGUUGGGGCUGUACCUGAUAACACUUUGUUGACAAUUCCAACCGCCUUAACUCAUUGUUAACGCUGCACCUGUUGGUUCAGUCUGAAAAUGCCCUUAUUUUAAAUGGCGUCUUGUCAACAAAGCACGAUUGGAUCAAAUUCUGGCCAAAUUCCUAUUCUGUUUUUCAGUUGGUGGCCCUGGACUGUCCUUGCUCACGAAAACCCCCUUAAAGGUCAAUCGUUAUCCUGUACUCUUAAUUCCUGUUGUUUCUUUGCUGUUUUGCCUUAUUACCAGACUUGUCCACUAAGGACUUGUAAAAUCAAAAUUCUAAUCGUAUAAUUAUCGAAUAACUUCACAGAUACUUCAUAUGGGUAAUAAAGUAGGCCUAGCUAUUGAUCUGCUUGUCAUUAUGUAUAAAAGUUGUAACACUUGUGAGUCAAACAGGGGAUAGAUGAUAAUUGCGAUAACAAAUUGUGAGGUGCGGGCUUUUGUCAGAACUGGUCUUUCUUUCCAUAUAUCAGUAGGUCCGGGUCCCUCUAGAUGUUUACUCCCUGUGUCCCAAAGGGCCAUUCUAGCCAUGGGAGCAGUUUGUACUCACAUUGGGAGAACCUCCUUGUUCGUGUUCCUUCCUUCUCUUCUCACCUCAUGUAUAGUUUUUAUGGACCCCAGGAUUAGUGGCUAACAAGCAUCCUAAAUGCCCCUCAUCCCACUCUUAGCUUAAUCCAGGCCUGCUUUUUAUCCUGUGUCAUCAUGUUGUUUCAAUUCAAUUAAAAUGCCAGAGAUUAAGAAACA
Molecule: messenger RNA, 4443 nt
Organism: Esox lucius (northern pike)
Lineage: Eukaryota; Metazoa; Chordata; Actinopteri; Esociformes; Esocidae
Gene: wipf2b
Product: WAS/WASL interacting protein family, member 2b
Exons: 8
Coding region: 276-1580 (434 amino acids)
Molecular function (GO): actin binding
Source: RefSeq, a predicted model, not a curated record